Molecule: messenger RNA, 1026 nt
Organism: Theileria annulata
Lineage: Eukaryota; Apicomplexa; Aconoidasida; Piroplasmida; Theileriidae
Exons: 5
Coding region: 1-1026 (341 amino acids)
Source: RefSeq, a predicted model, not a curated record
AUGUCAAACAACUUCGAGGAAGACAUUGCUGAAAGUGAAACGAGUUUACAAAAUUUCAGUGAUGAUGAUCUAUCUCAUCUAAAACAAGAUUUCAAUAAUGAUAAUUUGAAUAAGGAAUUAUCUGAGGAAGAAUUAUCAGAUAAGGAACAGCUAUCAGAGAGUGCAAUGAAUCCAGAUGAAUCCACUCAAUCACGUUUCGAUAGUGAAGAACAUAGAUUAGAAAAUGAAAAGCUAACCUCAGAUAAUGAAUUAUUGGAUAGUGAAUCCAAAACAGAGAAUAGUCAGGUGAAGUUUGAGAAUGAAGAAGAUAAGUUUGAUGGAGAAUAUAAACCGGACGAUGAACAGAUGAGAGGUGAAAAACGAUUAUUGGAGAGUAAAGAAGAUGCUAGUACAAGCUUUAAUAAGCAUGUGGAACUAGAUAGCGCAGAGAAUAAGGAGAAAAGCCCAGUGAAGAUAGUAACUGACGAGAAGAAGAAGAAAAAACCGACUACAGAAGGCUCAAAUUUCCAGACUAAAAUAAAUGUAGGCUAUAACCACCAAGUUCCCUUCACACCGGCCUUUUUUCUCGACCAUUCCUACAAUAAUAAUAACAACGGAUACAAGAAGGAAUGGGCCAGAUUAAUGUAUUCUCCGUAUCAAAUGGAGAAAAUACGUAGAAGAAAGUUAAAGGAGGGAUUAUAUGACUCCGUUAUAAAGAACGAAUUUGAACUUGCUGAAUUUAUACAAAUGUGCGCCAAAAACUGGAAAAACAAUCCAGGCUGGCACCCCUUUUCACCUGAAUUUGCUUAUAAAAUUUUACAUUUUGCUGAUUAUGACCCCAACAAGGCAUUAAAAUACAUGAACGACAACAACUUCAAUUUUACAUGUAAUUUUAAGCUACUAAAUAGUUGUAUAUGCGACCCUCCUAUUCGAAGGUAUGAUAACAAGUGGAAGCCGAAGGAUAGGCGUGGACAGGUACCAACAAAUCCAUAUCCCCCACCAGUAACCCUAAGAGGUUAUUUAUUGAGAAGGCACACCGUAAAAUAA